Messenger RNA from Cynoglossus semilaevis (tongue sole), 5945 nucleotides. Its product is annotated as protein shisa-8. Gene Ontology annotation, biological process: regulation of AMPA receptor activity; regulation of short-term neuronal synaptic plasticity. Lineage: Eukaryota; Metazoa; Chordata; Actinopteri; Pleuronectiformes; Cynoglossidae. The coding region runs from base 3191 to 4492 and encodes 433 amino acids. The record is from RefSeq and is a predicted model, not a curated record. The transcript has 5 exons. Gene Ontology annotation, cellular component: postsynaptic membrane; AMPA glutamate receptor complex; postsynaptic density.
CACAUUGUAUUUUAAAUCCUUCUCCUUCUACCGUCUCCUCUCCUUCAAGCCUCUUUCUCCCCCCUUUCUUUGGCAGCCACUGGGCUGUCAUCGUCUCCUUCCAUCCUGCUUUCUGGCCUUCCUUUUCGGAUCUUUACAUCUCUCUACCCCCCACAUCUCUCCCUCCCUCCCUCCCCCUCUCUCCCCUUAAUCAGCCCCUUCAGACUGCAGCACCACACAUGUUCCAGACUCACUCACACAAAGACGAGGAUGUGCAGAGGCAUUAGCUGGGUAAUUACCAAGAGCCAAAAUACAAGACGCACGCACGCACGCGCGCUCGCUCACGCACACACGCACGAAUCCCCAUUUCAACCUGCUGACACAGGCAGCUCUGUUGCUGACGGGAAUUUCAGGAUAGGAAGCUGGUGAUAAAUCUAUGUAGGUGUGGGAGAGGGGGGGAAAUUAUAGGACACAAGUGUGGAAGUCAAACCUAAAAUGUAAAGGUUUUUGAGACAGAACAGUAAAACAUGAAAUAUAAAAAGCAGAAGAGGAUAAAACUGAGAGAGAAAAAAACCCAGUAAAGAGUCGAACAAAUGGGGGAGAAAAAAAGAGAAGGGAGUCGGUGACACAUGAUGAUUGAGGGUGGAGGAGAGAAGUGAAAGGGAUAGUCAGCAAACACUUAUUUACUCAGAGAGAAAGUGUGUGUGUGAGAGAGAGAGAGAGAGAGAGAGAGGAGGAAUAGGAGGAGUGGGGAAAAAGAGGGAGGAGUGUAUUGUGAGAGGGAGGAGUGAGUGAAAGAGAGAGAGAGAGAGAGAGAGCUUGUACGUGUAGUGUUCUGCCACAGAACAACAACAGCCGCAGCAGCAUCGAACGUCAGCGAACGACGGACUUCAGACGCAGUGAGCUGAGCAGAGCAGAGCGAUCGCAGCAGCACAGAGAUGGAAUACUGUACACACUGACGGAGAAGAAGAAGCAGCAGCAGCAGGGAUGGAGAAGGAUGGAAUAAAAAAAGCAAACAUUUUAUGACUUCUCCUGGGUUUUUUUUGCACUUUCCCUGGAGCUUCCCACAAGCAGAGCACCAGUGAAAACACAUACAUGUGAUAUAUAUAUAAAACUCUAUAUACAUAUAUAUCAAAUUAUGACUGUUUUCAAAGAAGCCGCAGACGGACAAGGACUCAAUUGACAGCCAGGGUGAAUCUAUGGCACUAAAACUGGGGCGAAAAAAUCUGCAGCGUUUGUUUACAAACUGUUGCACACGAAUGCUCUGAGAAAAUUAUUUGUGCGACAGUGAAAACCCCAAAACCAUUGACGACAUUGAAAAUUUCAAUUUGAGAAAUCUGGCAAGUGAGUUAGUGAGGCGAUAGAGUCAGCCCUGACCAGAGCUGUGGCUGCAGCGGCGCCCGUGCCCACCAAAGGUGUGCUUCUUUUGAAAACAGGACAUUUAUGAUCUUCCUUCAGCGCCGUCGCUGUUUGGCCGUCGCAUCUCCACUUGUCACUGUCAGCCAAAUAUAGACUCGGACAGAAUUAUCCCCACUAGGCUUGUGCAAGUGAGGCUAAAAGGGCAGAGGCUAGUCCACAGGCGCUCUGACCCCAGACCGAUACUUCCUCAGGUCAUUAAAAGAAGAGAGGAGGUAAGUAGUCGAAGACAGACUCAAACCAACAAACCAACAAAAAAAAAAUCAGGGACAGAAGAUUAAGAUCAAACCAAGUACAAACAAAGAAAUCAACUGAGCCUAAAACAAGAUCAGAAGAUUUAAAGAAAGGCAUUUAAAAAAAAUCUUUAAUGUGGCGGCAUUGGCUCUAAUUCCAGCGUUUUUUUUCCGUUUUUUUUUCAGCUUCUGUCAGAUGCAGGAGCAGCACUAAGACAUAAAGAUUAGCGAUUCAGUAUCAGUAUCCCAGCGUCAGCCCUCCCUCUCCUCUCUCUCUCUCUCUCUCUCUCUCGCUCUCUCGCUCUCUCUCCUCCCCUCUUCCCUUCCUUUGGACUGAGCACUUGUAGGGCAGCACUGAGCGGGUGAUAGACAGCGAGUGCCCAGCUGGUGUCCUGGGUCUGUCCAAGACCCAGGGAUUCACGGGGGGACAGGAAGGGUCUCACUGCAGAGUGCAGGUCAGGACAGCCUAAACUGGACUUCUAUUUGUCAACUAAAACCAACACAGAGACACUGACAGAGGACUUCACCUCCUGUGUGUGUAAACCUGCACGUCUCUGAGGGGAAAACCCGUCUGUGGACUGUAAGCUCCUCAGGACCUCAGCUUGGACACACACAGACACCGGAGUAACCACGACAGAGCUCUCAAUUGUUGUUGUUUUUUUUUUCCUUUCGGGCAAAUAAGAAUCUUGUCAAAGUUACUUUUUCAACCACUUAACCAACCAAAGGCAGAACAUUAAUCAGUCAGAAAGACAGCUGUGACUGAACCUGGACGUUUGACAAAAAGGGAAUAAAACUCAUCAGAGUGGCAGUGAAAAGAUGAGCACAACAAACACAGAACGGCUCCACAGGUUCCUGUGAUCCACAGAGCAGGAGAACCACUCAGACUCUGGGAGGGAAUUCUCCAGAACACUCCUUCUCGUUGAGACUCAACUGGACCAUAAAAGUUCUCAGGAAUACAUGUCCGUCUGUGGAGUGAGAGGCUGUCUGGUCGGAGCUGUGAAUCUCCAGAUAAUUUCAUCCAAUCAGUGAGGAGGUACGGGAAGACAAAGGCAGAUGCAUUUGUAAGGAUUUACCUCCGAGCCUCUGGAUUUGGAUUCGUCUACAAACUCCUGUCUGCACGUGACAUGUGGCUCUGUGAAAGGUGACAUCACCAGAACCUCUGGACAUUUAUUACACACACAGACACACACCCACUGACAACAGUCUGUGUCUCCUCACAGGGGACUCGUUCCCUCCGAUUAGAAGCAUAUUAAGAUGGGGGAUUGAUUUCCUUUACCCACUUGUUCCUCUGCCCUUGGACGCCCAGUCACUGCUCUGUGAAUGUGUGCAGUAAUUUCCCCCACAGCACUAAUUUAAAGCUGCUUUUAUUUCUCCGCAGGCGGAGGCGCAGAAUAAACUCCUUCCAUUAGUGUUUAGAGCUUUCUAUUACCUUACGGACGGAUUGAUUCAGUUUGAAAUAUAUUUUUAUUUUAUAUCCUUUUUCCCCUCUUUUCUAGGAGCUAAUUCUGCUGCUCAACAAUUACACAUCAGCUCUGAAUCACUGACAGACCACAGAGUCCAGAAUGCACCUCUCCAAGCAUUCACUCUUGAUGAGCGUCUUCUUGGCCGUUCUCCUGGGUCCGAGCUCCAACCCUGGCCUGAGCCCCGGACCCUCAGGUCAGGCUCUGGCUCAGAUCAACACCAACACCAACAACCAGACAACGGCGCCCUCGACGGCGAUAGAAUCUGCCCUGGCCACGCCUACACCUAAAUCAGAGGAGCAGACAGUCCUGGGUGGCAGUAACCGGUGUUGGGGGUACUAUGACGUCAUGGGUCAGUGGGACCCGCCGUUCAACUGCAACGCUGGCAUCUACAUGUUCUGUUGUGGGUCCUGUUUUUACCGCUUCUGCUGCCAGUUCAAAAUCCACAGCCUGGACCAGACUUCCUGCUCCAACUACGACACACCUGUGUGGGCCAACACGGGCAAACCGGUGGCAGCUGUCACGGAGGCCCCGCAGGAACCAGACCAGGACCGGACCUACAUGGUUGUGUAUAUAAUCUGUGGAGUAGUGGCCAUCAUGGUGCUGGUGGGAAUUUUCACCAAACUUGGGCUGGAGAAGAGUCAAGGAGGGCAGGCGGACAUGACCAACUCCAGAACACUGACGGAACUCUUGAAGCAGCCAGCAGAGCCUGGAGCAGUCGAUGGGACUGGGGUUCAUCAUCCAAUCGGAACCAACGGCAUCUCCGCCAGAACACUGCGCUCCAACAACGAUCACAACCAUUUGAACAAUGCAGCCCUGUCUCCCCUGGGCCCUGCCAUGGCUCUGUCUCACCCUCAUAACAACCUAGGGAUCGGAUUCAACAAGUACACUUCGCUCAAGCCUGUGGACACUUCCACACGGGACUUCUGCAAAAGCUACCCAUUGAUGGAUUACACACACCGCCAGUCCCCGCCCUCUUUCCAUCCAAUCAACUUCCAUCCUAAGGACAAGCCUUUCCUCCCACCGCCAGACAUCCACGCACCGUUGGCCAUCACUGUCAACACACCCCAAAUCCCCAAGCCGAAAAUUUCCAAGACCAACACCCACCCGCUCACGUCCAGCUCGGCGUUCAAAGUGUGGGACCCCAGUAAGAGCCACGUCUUGCACCCAAUGGCCUCCCACAUGACCCUGCAGGCGCACCAGCAUCACCCUAUUCAGCCGCAGCAUCAAGGCACGCUGCAUCAGCAGAACACCCGACGCCCGCUCUACUCCAACAGAAGGCAGUUCAGCAUCGAGACGCUGCCGGAGCUCUUCUCACAGCCGCUGGGCUACGGCCACUCUCCACGCACGCUGCCCAAGCACAAGGGCCUGCCCACCAACAGCAAGACCGAAGUCACUGUCUGAACAUGGGCUGAGCAGACGGACAACUGAGGACGUGAGGAUGAGACCCGGUUGCAAAGGAAAAUGUUGAGAUAUCUUUUUAUAUCCUCAGCCGUCACGGCAAGACACAAGCUGGAAAUACCGUCAUAGGACGACAGGACGUUUUUAUGGUGCAUUUUCCUCAUUGUUGUUGAUCAUAUUCCUUAAAAUGUGGGUGAUGUCAGUGUCAAGACCACUGGAUUGAAACAACAACAGCAACAAGGGCAGCAGCAUCAGCAGCAUCAGCAGCAUCAGCAGUGAUGGUGGAGGACUGGCAGGUCCCGGCUGUGACUCUUUGAACCCAGCACCUCCUCUGAAUAAUUGAGUGGCCCCUUGGUGUGUUGGCACAGCCCGGUCCCCUUCUUCCUGUCAACUACCCCUGCAUCUCAGUGACAUCAGACAGAGGGUGAAAAAAAAAAUUGUUCAAAUCCUUUGCACAAGACACAUUUUCCUCUUCACAGACCAAACCAGAGUCAGAGGGUGUUAGCAAAGCUCCGACUCCCAAUCAGCGUAGACUGAGCCACCGGGGAAUAAAUGAGAAUCAGGUAAACCAACCAGCACACACACACUCGGGCACACAAACACACACACAGACACACACAAACAGACUCACUUGUCAACAAUUAUAGAGGCUUCCCGGCAGCCACAGAAACCACUGAGGCACAGACACACGGCCUCGUCUUGUUUUUGUCGUAGCGGUUUGAUGAGCAGCUAAUCCAAGCCACAGCACUCUUGUGGCAGAUGUUUACCUCUGAAUCACCCCAGCAUGUGUCAUGAUGCCUACAAACGGGGCAAAAGAGCUCAUGUAUCAAGAAAUAUCAGUGUGAAGCCAUUGCUCCCCCACUUCCCUGUCGCCAGGCUUCACAGUGAGCUUCGCAAACGAGACUUUUUGUGUCAGAGAAAUGUCAGCGCUGCUGCAUGUUGGUGCCAAAAGAUGAAAAUCCUCCACGUUGUCCCGUAUAUCCGUCAACAUCUACUUCACGGUUUUCUACAUGGUGAUAUCAGUUCAUCUCUGUCACAAACAGAAACAUAUUGAUUAAGACCACAGUGUGUACAUGUAGACCAGGCAGUGGUGCAUUGCAGUGACAUUGUUUCUACCAUGGCUGCUCCCGAACACAGCUGUGUGGCGUGAUGUGUUUACUGCUGCGAAGCAAACAUAAUCUGAGAGGCUGGAACCUUGUGUCACUGCACUGCAAUUUACUUCAGUCUGUGUUAAUGAAGUGCUUUAACACUUGCAGUGACUCCUGCACCUCCACAAAGAGAAUCAAUUUAAACAAAACUCUUUUUUUUUCUGAGAGAAUUUGCUUGUUUGUUUGUUUCUUUUUGUAACAUUUUAGUUUCAAAUCUUUGCCAUUUGUUUUAUUUGGCUUUGUCCUCUGCCUCCUGAAUUUCAAAUGGCCAGGAUAACGUCGUAGACCAGACAUAAGUCAACCAUAAA